AUGUUACAUUUACACAUUUGGGGGAGUCAGGAUAUCAAACCAGAGUUGAUGCCUCUUUCUUCCCUGAACAGAGAAAAAAUGGUGAUUCAAUUAUCAGUGGGCAAGAGAAGCAAAGAAAACAUUUUAAUUAUUAAAACUGAUCUCAGAUCCAGGAUAGAGAGGUACCAGGAAUAUACUUUUUCUCCUCUCCACCUUCUACUCCAGAGAAUAACCAAAGGAUGGCUGGAAGCUAUCACGGGACCUACAUGUUUCUCCAAAACAGAAAAUAAACUCAACACAGCCAUCUUUAUUCUUCUUUAA
Messenger RNA from Rangifer tarandus platyrhynchus (Svalbard reindeer), 300 nucleotides. The record is from the annotation of a GenBank genome assembly. Lineage: Eukaryota; Metazoa; Chordata; Mammalia; Artiodactyla; Cervidae.